AUGAUGCCACAGAAGAUGAUGUUCGUGGGCAUUUGUCCCAAGGUGGAAAGGUGGAGUCUUUCCGCAUGGUUUUCGACAAGGAAACCUUACAACCGAAAGGCUACGGCUUCUGCGACUUUGCGGAUCCAGAUACCGCCAUCAAUGCCAUCAAGAUCCUCAGUGAGAAGGAAUGUAACGGCAGAUUGCUGCGGCUAG
This is a messenger RNA of Symbiodinium natans, 195 nucleotides long. The record is from the annotation of a GenBank genome assembly. NCBI's taxonomy places the organism in Eukaryota, Dinophyceae, Suessiales, Symbiodiniaceae.